AUGUGGGAACCCGAUAUUUCUCAAAUGCGAGAUGCCAAUAUUUCAUACGUGCGUGUAAACGAGUUCGACUGGGCCGUCCUAGAGCCUGUCGAGGGACAGUACAAUUUCACUCUUCUCGACAAGACUCUGGACCUGAUUGAUCGAUACCAGCUCAAAGCAAUCAUCGGGACACCAACGGCAGCUCCACCUAACUGGCUUACUGAAAAGUACGACAUCAGCUUUGUGGACUACACCAAUACUACAAAGGUCUUUGGCUCGCGCCGAUACUAUAGCACAUCCUCGCCUGACUACCGUCGGUUAAGUCAGAAGAUCACACAAAAGCUGGCACAGCGCUAUGGUAGCCAUUCCGCUGUGGCAGGCUGGCAACUGGACAACGAGUUCGGAUGUCAUGAUACCGUGCAGAGCUACGAUCAUAAUGCCAUCAAGCGAUUUCAGACAUGGCUGCAGGAGAAAUACGGCACUGUCGAAAAUCUCAACGCGGCCCAGGGCCGUGUGUUCUGGUCAAAUCAGUAUAUCAACUUUGAUGUGAUUCAUCCUCCGUUUCUAGAAGUCUACACACCACCACCUAGCCAUCGCCUCGAGUGGUACUUAUUCAGUUCAGAUAUGAUGAUUGAAUUUGCGCAGGAGCAAUUGAAGAUUCUGAGACAAUAUGCACCAACGCACUUCAUCACACAUAACUUUAUGAUGGACUUUACCAGCUUCGACCACUUCAAGUUUUCGCGAGAUGUGGGACUCGAUCUUGUAACCUUUGACGAGUAUCCUCUUGCUGGUCUGGAUUCAUUAUCGUGGCUCUCCCAGGAAGAACAAAUAAAAUACCUACACACCGGUCUACCGGAUUGGCAGGCGCUGCACCAUGCCCUUUAUCGUGGUGUUGCUGGUGCUGCCUACAACAAAACUUCCGGGCCAUUUGGGAUCAUGGAGAUGCAGACCGGCGUGUUAAACUGGAGUCCCUACCGGGUAUCUCCUUUGAGCGGCAUGGUACGACUUUGGACUCACGAAACGUUCGCAGAUUUGGGCGACAUGGUGUCAUAUUUCCGCUGGCGUCAGGUUCCGUACGGGGCAGAGCAAACGCUCUCCGGCUUAUUUACCUCAGAUGAUUUCGCAGAUGAAGGCUUCAUCGAGAUUCAGUCUUUUGCAAAUGAGGAUUUGCCUAAGUUAGUGGAAGCACUUGAUAGCGACAAUGGUCAAGAACAGCACGCGGAUAUCGCUCUUAUUUUCGAUUACGUUUCUUCCCAGGUUUGGGACAUCGAACCGUAUAGCGGGACGUGGAGUCCUGCAGAUAACAGCUAUACGGACCCAGCUGUCAAGUACAUCGACAUCGUCUUUAAAUUCUAUUCUGCUCUCCGUCGCCUGGGUCUUUCUGUCGAUGUAAUCAGCCCUGAACAACCGAUUCAGGACUACAAACUCGUCAUCGUUCCAAGUCUACCAAUAAUCCCCGAAGCAUUCGACCAAUCACUAGCUAACUACAGCGGCCCUGUCGUCUUUGGGCCACACACCGGUUCUAAAACAUCUACGUUAAGUUAUGCGCCUGGCCUCAACCCCUCGCAAGGGCCACUCCGCAGCCAUCUACCACUGAGAGUCACUCGCGUAGAAACGCCACCAGGCUACGCAGUUAGCGGGGUUUCAUACGGGGGAAAGACAUACAACAUCUCAGGCUGGGAAGAGUGGGUAGUCUGCGCACGAGAAAACCGCACGAGCACCGAGACAAUGGCAUAUACCUCACCCCACCACCCUGGGAAGCCUGCAGCCUGCUCCAAAGACGGCUUACACUACCUUGGUUUCAAUCCUUCCAUCGAUCUGCUCGUGUCGUAUCUAGGCGAUGUCGCUCAGGACGCAAAUAUUACUGACUUUGCGGGGCGACAAGCUAGUGCUCGCAAUGACCUAGGACCGAACUUGCGGUUUGCGAAACGGGGGGACUUACUCUGGGGAUUCAACUAUGGCCUAGAAGCUGCAAGUGUUCCAGCCAUUGAGGACGCUGAGCUGCUGAUUGGUAGGAAUGGUUCGAAGAUUGCGUCGGCGGAUGUCGCUGUCUGGAGACUGAAGAAUGAAGACGCUUAA
Aspergillus puulaauensis is the source of this 2058-nucleotide messenger RNA. RefSeq names its product beta-galactosidase. Gene Ontology annotation, molecular function: beta-galactosidase activity. Bases 1 to 2058 code for a protein of 685 amino acids. Lineage: Eukaryota; Fungi; Ascomycota; Eurotiomycetes; Eurotiales; Aspergillaceae. The record is from RefSeq and is a predicted model, not a curated record. The transcript has a single exon. Gene Ontology annotation, cellular component: beta-galactosidase complex. Gene Ontology annotation, biological process: carbohydrate metabolic process.